Seminavis robusta is the source of this 312-nucleotide messenger RNA. Lineage: Eukaryota; Bacillariophyta; Bacillariophyceae; Naviculales; Naviculaceae. The record is from the annotation of a GenBank genome assembly.
AUGUCUACCCACGAGUAUCAUCAACGCCUUUCGCCUCGCGGCAAAAAUGGAAGCAUCCGCAUGAUUGAAGACUAUUCGGAUCCGUUGCUCAUUACUCCCGUGGUAGAAGAGCAAGUUCGAGCCUUCUCUGCUGAUGCUGAAACUACCAGCCCCGAGCCCAGAACCAGGACGAAUACGCAAGAGUUUGCCAAUCUGGCGAAUGCUUCUGCUACGAGCCGGUUUUCAUUGCAAGUUCCGUUCCUUGGGUCGUCCUGGAGAAACCCAUUAUCAUCCCCUACGAAGAACAACAUUAAGGGAAAGAAGGAUUGUUGA